This is a messenger RNA of Dalotia coriaria, 4066 nucleotides long. It is a transcript of the gene Isha, whose product is annotated as Insulator su(Hw) mRNA adaptor. The transcript is spliced from 6 exons. The record is from RefSeq and is a predicted model, not a curated record. The coding region runs from base 192 to 3857 and encodes 1221 amino acids. Gene Ontology annotation, cellular component: nucleus. NCBI's taxonomy places the organism in Eukaryota, Metazoa, Arthropoda, Insecta, Coleoptera, Staphylinidae. Gene Ontology annotation, molecular function: RNA binding.
AAAUGCGAUACGCCGCCGCCGCAAACCAAUAAAAUAAAGCCAAAGUCGCCAAAGAACGCAACUAAAAUGGCGUGGUGCAGAGUGUCGAUUCCCGUUUGCGAAUAGUGUUUUAUCGUGCAAAACCAAGCAUCACCUUGCCUCAGUUGGGGGUUUCAACUUUCGAUAGACGCUGUUCACCACGCGCCGACACGAUGGACGCUGUGAAGUCGUUUAACGCGGAGCUUUCUUCGCUCUACGAUGUGAAACCGCCGAUAUCCAAGGCGAAGAUGACAGCGCUGACGCGCGGCGCCAUCAAAGCCAUCAAAUUCUACAAACAUGUUGUGCAGAGUGUUGAGAAGUUCAUCCUCAAGUGCAAGCCGGAGUACAAGGUACCCGGGCUGUACGUAAUCGACAGCAUUGUGCGUCAAUCGCGGCAUCAGUUCGGCACCGACAAAGAUGUGUUUGCGCCCAGAUUCGCCAAAAAUAUGCAGCAGACCUUUGUUAAUCUUUAUAAAUGUCCACCAGAAGAUAAGAGUAAAGUGAUAAGGGUGUUAAACUUAUGGCAGAAGAAUCAAGUAUUUGCACCAGAUGUAAUUCAGCCCCUGUUUGACUUGGCUGAUCCCAAUCAUCCAAUGCACAAGGAGGUGAACAACAUGCAGAAUAAUGGGAAUGCUGGUGGCCCUACAGGGAUGCUCAAAGGUUCGCCUGCGCUACAGAAGACACCGACCAAGACGCCGUCGUCUACCGAUCCGGCCACGUUGGCCCAGCUAGGAACGAUCGCUAAUAAUCCGUAUUUUCAGAGCUCUCUGGAUCAAAACACAAUUGCCCAGUUGCAACACUUGCAACGUUUAUUGCAUCGGCAGGGUGAUGGUAGCACUAAACCUGAAGCUGGUGCUCAAGUACACUUUGAUCGAAAACUCCUCGAUUUUGACUAUGGCAGUGACGAAGAGGACGAUCCCACAAACUCCUCGCCGAAGAUUCAAAACAGUCAGACUAUCGACACGGUCGGUAGUUUAUUGUCUAACCCUGAGGUACUCCGCCAGUUACAAACACUGCAAGCUUCAAUGUCCAAUCAAAAUAAUGCGCACGGAGAGUUCGAUAUGGAGAAACUCCGUAAACUACAAGAGAUGAAACAACAAGAGGAGGAGUUCGAUAAACAUUUGGCACAAACGCUGCCGAAUCUUCCAUUUGCAGCUGAAUGCGAAUUUAAACCCAACACCAACUCACCGUCGUUGUUUAACAACUUUUUCUUGCCCACUGAUAUGUCACAGCCACCACCUGGAUACAAACCCACAAUCCAGACUAAAGAAGACAAUGCACACGAGAGCGAAGUGGAGUUUGUCGGGACAAAUGACGAUAUGGAAGUGAUUGAUAUUGACCACGGAGACUCAAGAAGUCCGUCUCGGGAAAGAUAUGGACGUCGUAGGAGGAGUCGUUCGAGAGAUAGAUCCCGCGAUAGGGAUAGAGAUCGUGAUAGAAACCGGAGGAGACGGUCCAGAUCGCGAUCACGUUCAAGGAAUAGAAAACAUCGGUCCAGAUCACGUGAACGCGACAGGGAACGUGAAAAGGAGAAAGAAAAGGAAAGGGAGAAGGAACGCGAGCGCAGGAAGAGAGGUUUACCACCAAUUAAAAAAGAUAACUUGUCAGUAUGCAGUACUACACUCUGGGUGGGGCAUUUGUCAAAGUUAGUUCAUCAAGAAGACUUGUCUGAUACUUUCGGUGAAUUUGGGGAGAUCAUCAGUAUUGAUUUGAUUAUUCCGAGAGGAUGUGCGUUUAUUGUUAUGGAUCGACGUCAGGAUGCUGCACGAUGCUUAACGAAGUUGAAGAAUCACAAACUUCAGGGUAAGGCUAUUACUUUGGCGUGGGCGCCUGGUAAAGGAGUAAAAGGUAAAGAUCUGAAGGAUUAUUGGGAGGGUGAUCUUGGAGUGUCAUAUAUACCGUUUGCCAAGUUGCGUCAGGAUAUGGAUCUUGAACUGCUUGAAGAUGGUGGUAUGAUUGACGAGGACAGCGCUCCUGAUUGGAUGAAGGCUAAGAUCGCCGCGAUGUCUUCGAAUUCCUUGAAUAAAGAGGGUGGAGUUGAUAAUAAGGUUAUCCCAGCGCCUUUCAUUACAAUGCCAGAAGCGUCAUCCGGUUCGGUGGAUACAAGCCAACCACCUCCGGUUCCCAAUGCUGGAUUGCUACCACCACCACCAAUGCAAUUACCAAUGGUGUCACCUUUCCAACUGAAUAAUCGAUUACUAGGUAUGCCGCCUGGUAUGAUGCCAAAUGUACCAAUGGGUGUGCCACCACCGAAUCUACCAGGUGCUCUUCUGACUAAUUCACUUCUUGGUAUGGGAGGUCAGUUUCCUCCGGGGUUGUUAGCUCCUCCUCUCGCGCCACAACUUGCUCAAGGCGGUAACAUGGACAAUAAGAAUGCUCAGGAUGUAGGCGGCCCACCUCGCAAUCUCCCUGAGGCUAUGAUGCCUUUCAGUUUGAUCCCACCGCAUCCACCACCAAUGUCACUGCAAACAUCACAUCACGAUGACAACAUGGAUGUUGAAAUGGAGGAUGCAGAGAAACCCGAUAAACAUAUGGAGGCAUCACUUCAUAUGAUGGGUGGUAUGCCAGGGAACAUCAAUAGUUACAAUGGUGAUGGUAAUUUGAUGGGUAGACGAGAUCAUCCUGGUCUUGGAAGGGAUGGCCGUGAUGAUGAUAUGCCAAGAGGACGAAAUCGUAGGGAUAGCAGAGAACGUGAUCACGGUGAUCGCAGGGAUAGAGACAGAGAUAAUGGAAGAGAUCGUGGACAGCGCUGGGGUAGGGACAGCCGGCCGGAAUCUAGAGAUGAGCGCCGGGACCGUGAGAAGGCUUUGAAUGACCGCCUGCGACAAAUGGCGGGUGAUAGCAGUUUCCGAGAUGAACCAGAACCGCCACCUCCAUCGUUAUUAGAUAGGGCUAUGUUCCCCGGUUAUAAUGGGGAAGGUCCAAUGGAUUUGGAGAGGUUUAGGCGACGUCCAGAUGAUUAUCCAGUGGGACCCGACGGGUUAUCACCUCCAAGAUAUCCAGACUACGAUAAUUCCUUUGAAGGACCUCCCCUGGAGUAUGGUCCACCUAUUGAUUUUGAAGGUCCAGCUUUAGAGUAUGAAGCGUUAAGGGAGUACGAUGAUCGAUAUCCACCAAUGCGGGGAGAUAGAUUUGAUGACCGAAGGCGAGGUGACUUCUUCCCUCCAAGAGAUUUUGGAAUGCGAGGCCCUCCAAGAUUUCGAAGUCCUGUAGCUGGAAUGGACAUGUUUGGGCCUAGGGGUGGACCGCCAUUAAUGAGACCUCAUAUGUUUAGAGGUGGACGAGGACCACGAGGAGGUCCGAUGUGGAUGGAUAGGCCACCGUUUGAUGGCCCACCUGAUUUUUACCGUGGUCCGCCCAACUUUGACGAUGGUAGUCCACACCGACCUCGUCAUGAUCGCGGUGACCGCCGCAGAUUUGGCCGCCAUGACGACAUAGAUGAUGAACCUGUACGCGAGGGUGGGCGUGAUGAACCCUCAAUUCCCAAUGCGCCUGGUGGUGGAAGUGGUGGUAGCGGCAGGCGCACUAACAGAUGGAGCAACGGCUCACCUGUAAGAGACCCGCAACCAACCGAACCACCUGCAUCCAAUGUAGACGAUAUGGUCGAGUCCACACCUGCCAGCCGAAGUGAUGAUGUUGAACAUCAGCCAGAAGUGAUGCAUCAACAUGAACCCGACGAUCACACAACGAUGAAAGAAGAACCAAAAGUGACUGGCAACACGACGCCCCUUCAUGACGAACCCGCCGAACAGCAGCGCGCGCCUGCAUCACAAGAGAAUCAAUCAAAUCAAGACGACCUCACCCAGGAACAGGCCACUACACAACAAGAUGAAACGUAAGCAACUUUCAGAACACCUAAAAAUCUUCGUUUUCUACGGUUUUGUCAACGAGUUGAUAGAUAGUUAGUUGUUUGGGGACGAGAAAUAGUCACGUUCUUUCAUUUCAAAGCUAGGGAUUGGGGAUAAGUCGAUCCUAAAUUUGGGCUGUGAUUAGUUUAAUGAACACAGGUGAAUCUUUGCAUUCAAUAAUAAAUUUAAUUUUUAUCCAA